AUGAGUGGGAACCCUUACACCGCAUUACACGAAGAAGCAUAUGCUGUCGAUCAUGAAACGCGACAUACUUGCCCUCUUUCCGCGGGUAAUUGGAAGCAGACAAGAAAUAUGUCAAAGCUCGCUGUUACGCUGCAGCUCCUCGGCCAUGCAGUCUUGCCGCUCGCAUCGUUGGGCCUGAUUUUGGCGAUUCUCUACGGUUCCGGAUUACCAUCCGGCGAGGUCGACGUGGCGUGGAUCCAAAUGAUCAUUACCGCCGUAUUAGCUGGAUUUGCAGUAAUUACUACCCUCCUUGGAAUCGUCGGAAUCUGGGCGAAACAAAAGUUACUCCUGCGGAUGACCGCUGUAUUCGUGUUGGCCUACGCGAUUUUGUAUGUGAUCGUGCUGUUCCUGGCCAAAUGGAACGUCGCUUUUUACAUGCUCGGCUGGGCCCUGUACGAGCUGGUGUGCUGUUCGAGCGUUUGGACCCAACUCGGAAAACUGCAAAGCUGCCCGGAAUGCUAU
Molecule: messenger RNA, 501 nt
Organism: Mesorhabditis spiculigera
Lineage: Eukaryota; Metazoa; Nematoda; Chromadorea; Rhabditida; Rhabditidae
Source: the annotation of a GenBank genome assembly